AGUGAAUCAAAUAGAAUGUAAGGUCAUAUUUAAUCUUUGAAUUGCUCUGGCUAUCACGUCAAAAGGUCUUUCUCAGACAGAAACAGCACAAAUGGAAGGAUAUAGAUAUAUCUGAUAGAACUACCAAAUCUUUCUUCACGAAAAUACGAAAGUCUCGAACUUUUGUUCGCCAUUCGGAGACCCAGUUGCCGGAACUUACAGAUUGAGGUGAGGCGAGUGGGUUUCUGGUGAAGAAUGGCAUUGGAAAGCGAGAAAAUGGGGUCUGAUGGGAAGGUUUGGAAUCUCUGUAGAAUGCCGUUUUGGCAAACGAGCCAUGCUUCUUCUGCUGCUUCCUCCACUUCCUCUAUGCAUUAUGCUCAUCAUCAACAGAACGUUAAUCUUCAGUCCGGUGAUAGAUCGACUCAACAUCAAUCUUCCAGUACGGUUUCCUCCAUGGCCAAGUCACUACUCCCUACAAGGAAGAGGCUACGUCUUGAUCCUCCCAACAAGCUCUACUUACCCUAUGAGCCGGGAAAGCAAGUUAGGAGCGCUAUCGAAAUAAAAAACACUAGCAAAUCUCGUGUGGCUUUCAAGUUUCAAACCACUGCACCCAAGAGUUGUUUUAUGCGCCCCCCAGGUGGUAUACUCGCACCUGAUGAAAGCAUAAUUGCCACUGUAUUCAAGUUUGUUGAGCCACCCGAGAACAACGAGAAGCCAAUUGAUCAAAAGAGCAAGGUUAAGUUUAAAAUUAUCAGCUUAAAAGUGAAAGGCGAAAUGGACUAUGUACCAGAACUGUUUGACGAACAAAGGGAUCAAGUUGCAGUAGAGCAAAUUCUGCGGGUUGUAUUUUUGGAUCCUGAACGUCCUAGCCCUGCCUUGGAUAAACUUAAACGACAAUUAGCUGAGGCUGAGGCUGCAUUGGAGGCGCGAAAGAAGCCACCUGAGGAGACAGGUCCACGAAUAGUUGCAGAAGGAGUAAUAGAUGAAUGGUGCCUUGAUUAUUUUGUUCAAGCUCUCGAUGAUGAACCUAACAACUAUUUUCUUAGAAUCUUGCUUCAUCAACCUGAGAACAAACCCCUGAAAGAUAGCAUUGAAUUUUCCGGUAAAAGUAAUGAUUUCAACUAUUGA
This is a messenger RNA of Neltuma alba, 1107 nucleotides long. RefSeq names its product vesicle-associated protein 4-1-like. Gene Ontology annotation, biological process: endoplasmic reticulum membrane organization. Bases 235 to 1107 code for a protein of 290 amino acids. The transcript has 7 exons. Gene Ontology annotation, cellular component: plasma membrane; endoplasmic reticulum membrane. Lineage: Eukaryota; Viridiplantae; Streptophyta; Magnoliopsida; Fabales; Fabaceae. The record is from RefSeq and is a predicted model, not a curated record.